AGCCAGCCAGCCAGCCGUCCGUCUGCGGCCACCACCACCCACCCUCCAAGGCCAAGGACAACCACAGGAGCGGAGCUGGAGCUGCUGCCGCGGCGCCGGACAAUGGCGACGGCGUGGGUGCGCUCGCUCAGCUGUAGGUCGUCCUACGCCGUCACCGACGCCGCCAUCGCGCCGUCCCCGGCCAAGAAGCCGCCGCCGCAGCAGCCGCCGCCCUUCUCUUGCGCCACGGCGGCGGCGGCGGACGUGAUGGACGCCGUGGCGUACGCGCAGCAGGCCAGGAGGAAGAAGAUGGGGAGGGAGCGGGAGAGGGAGAGGCGGAGGGAAGCGCGGGAGCCGCGGCCACGGCCCAAGAAGAAGCCCAAGCCGAUGGCGAAGGCGAAGGCGAAGGACGCGGAGGCGGCGGCAGCCGGGGCGCUGUUCAUGCCGUCGCCGGCGCCGGGCCCGCCCGUGAGCUCGGCGUUCCUCACGAUGGCGGAGCUUCCCGAGGGCCACUCGUCGCGGCGUGUCGUGGAGCUCAUCUUCGCGUCCGGGUGGCGGGGAGGAGGAGGAGGAGGAGGAGGAGGAGGAGGCGCAGCAGACGCGGGCGCGCCGGAGCCGUCGGUGGAGGCGCUGUUCCGCGUGCACAGCGCGUCGCGGGCCGUGGCGCGGUUCGAGGAGGCGAGGGCGGCGGCGCGCGCGCACGGCGCCGCGGCGCGGUGCGGCGCCGACGGCAACGAGAUGAUGCGGUUCCAGUGCCGCGCCCCCGCCGACGCGCCCGGCGGGGUGUUCGGCGCGGGCGUCGCCACCUGCCGCCUCGGCGCCUCGGUCUCCGCCGUGCGCACGUUCGCCUGCAGCGGCGCCGCGCACGCCAGCAGCAGCGGGGGCGGCGCCACCACCGCGGGUCGGAGGGCGAUGCUGGUGUGCCGCGUCAUCGCCGGCCGCGUCUGCCCCGCCAACCACCACCCGUCCCCGCGCCACGGCCACGCCGAACCCGCCUAUGACUCCGUGGACAUGGGCAACGGCGAGCUGGUGGUCCUCGACAGCCGCGCCGUGCUCCCCUGCUUCCUCAUCAUCUACAAGGUCUAGCCGCCGCCGCCGACGACUCCGGAUCGCACUAACCGAUCGACCAACCACCGUGACCGUUAACCCACAUCGUUAAUCGCCACGCUAAUCGCUAGCAUUUGUUUUGGGACUCUCUGCUUUUCCGGAGUGUCAGGUGUGGUAGCAACAGGAAUGGAGGAGCCAUUCUGCCGAGCGUGUAAAAAUCAGUACAAAAACCGCUGCUUUUUUUUCUUCGUUUUUGUUGGGUUUGAAUCUCGGAAUGGUAUAGAAACAUUUUGCUUUCGGCUGUCCAUUCAAACAGCUCCAGAA
Molecule: messenger RNA, 1350 nt
Organism: Sorghum bicolor (sorghum)
Lineage: Eukaryota; Viridiplantae; Streptophyta; Magnoliopsida; Poales; Poaceae
Product: translation initiation factor IF-2
Exons: 1
Coding region: 103-1065 (320 amino acids)
Source: RefSeq, a predicted model, not a curated record